This is a messenger RNA of Pyrus x bretschneideri (Chinese white pear), 3394 nucleotides long. RefSeq lists its product as uncharacterized. Gene Ontology annotation, biological process: regulation of DNA-templated transcription. Lineage: Eukaryota; Viridiplantae; Streptophyta; Magnoliopsida; Rosales; Rosaceae. Gene Ontology annotation, molecular function: sequence-specific DNA binding; DNA-binding transcription factor activity. The coding region runs from base 274 to 3048 and encodes 924 amino acids. The record is from RefSeq and is a predicted model, not a curated record. The transcript has 4 exons.
ACCCCAGUUGACCGACUUUCAGCUAGUUUUUACUUUCCUCCUCUCACCCUCUUGUUCAUUUCUGCUUCACCUGAGCCUUCACAAACGAGGACGUGAUCCAGGGAGGCUCGGGGUCUCUCCCGAACGGGAGGAACAUUCAUCAUGGCUCCAUCAACAGCUACCAACCCCCCACCGGAUUUGAGUGAAACUAGUCCGAAUCUCGCUUAAUGGUACAGAGGUACGUAAACUUUGAAUUGAAGUGAAUACAAGUUUUGUUAUUUAAACUAGUAGAUCAUGGCACUGGCUUUAGUUGGAGGGGCUGUUGUUGGAGCACUGUUUGGAGCUCUCUAUGAUGUGGUUAAGGUGGCCGUGGGAAAGACUGCUAUGCAGUAUAGACCCUUACUUGGAGAUCUCAAAUUCACACUAGAUUCCCUAAGACCGCGGAUCAUCCAACAGAUCGGAGAUCAUAACGUGCAAUUGGGUCUUCCAAACGACGAAAUAGAGGGCCUUCAGAGACAAAUGGAGGAGGGUAUAGAGCUGGUUAGGAAGCUAUCACACGUUGGUAUGUGGAACUGCAAUAUCUGGUGCAGUUGCUGCAACUGCACAAAGCCAAGUUACACGGAUCAACUUGUUGAAUUGGAUAGGUCAUUAAGAAUACUGUUAGAGAUACUGAAGCUGCAGGAAGCAAGGGAUGUGAAGGAGGCCUUGCUUCUGGCAAGGAAAAUCCACGACAAGCAAGAUGAGUUGGAUAAAAAGAUGUCGGAUUUGCUCAUAGUGCAGCAGGAGGCAGGGUUGACAGCGCAACAUGAAACGACUGUGGGAGAGCUUUCAGCAAGUAACACGCAGACGAUGGUGCAGGACCGAGUUGAAGGGAAUAGUGUGCAAGGGGCUGCUCUAGGAGCAGCGUUUUCUGUGCUCUUUGGUGCUGUUAUACAAGUGAAGGACAACACUAGGAUGUUUAAGCGCGUCCUUGGAUAUCUCAAAUCCACACUAGACUCCUUAAAACCGUUGAUAGAAGAGGUAGCCAAAUGUAACAGGGUACUGCAUCUCCCAAAGGAGGAACUAGAGAAUUUUAGAAUAGAAAUGGAGAAAGGUGUAGAGCUAGUUGUCAAGUGCUCUAAGGUUCAUCGGUGGGCUAGCUACAAAAAAUAUGAAUAUUCAAACAAACUUCUUGGGUUGGACGAAUCUCUUCAAAGAUUGUUACAUAUACUGAGAGUGCAGUUAGCAAGGGAUGUGAGAGAGAGUUUGGUUUCCGUAAGUAACAUGGAGAAGGUGAUCGAGCACAUUGCAGGGCAUGAUGUGGUACAAAAUGAUGAGGUUGCAGGCAAAGGUUUGUGUCCCCUGCCUGAACCUACAUCCACUACAGUUGGAUUGGAUGUACUGAAUGUGCAUGAGAGAGGCGAUGUGAUCAAGGAGGCAUCGGUUGCAGCAAGGAAAAUAGUAGAAGGCGUCAAGCUAAUUGAAGGGAGUGGUGUGUUAAAAGAUCAAAACGGAAUCAAAGGUUUGUAUGAAGUUGUAGAACCACCAUCACCGAAAGUUGGAUUGGAUGUACUGAAUCUGCAGGGAACAAUAAAUGUGGAGGAGACAUCAGAUUCCACAACGAAUAUGGAGGCAGGGGUCAAGCAAAUCGAGGAGAGUGGUGUGGUGAAAAAUCAAAUUGAUAUUGCAGUAACUGAACCCCAGUCGCUUCGAGAUGGAUUGGAAGUAGCGAACAUGCAGGGAACAAGGGAUGAUCAGCAAAUUCAAGGGAUAGGAGCGGUUGCACUCCAAGCUCCAGUUUCUGUAUAUGAACUUCCAUCGCUUAAUGAUUCAAGCUUCCAAUUUGGGCUCUUAGAUUCAAUGAGUAGCUUCGAAGACAACCAGCAAGUAAUAGACUGGCAGCAGCAGCAAAACUCUUUGGCAGAGGCACUGAAUUUCAACAAGUACUUUAAUUUGCCAACAGAGAAGGCAGGACUUGAGUCUGAAAUUGAAUUUGAGCCAGAAUCACGACCAGGUUUCUGCCCAGACAUUCUCACGGGCAUUGCAUAUUUACGGAGUAGGCAACAUGACGAUGCUUCAGAGCCUGACUACAUACAUAGAACUCAAUCGUCUCAGCAUGUUAGCCAACUAAAGUCUGAUGAUGGGUUUAACUGGAGAAAGUAUGGGCAAAGACAAGUGGAAGGUAGUAAAUAUCCGCGUAGUUAUUACAAGUGUACAUAUCACAAUUGCCCAACAAAGAAAAAGGUUGAGAGAUCAUUGAAUGGAGAGAUUACUGAAAUCGUAUACAAGGGAAGUCACAACCAUCCUAAGCCCCAGUCUACAAGACAAUCAACCUCUCGACCAAUUCAGGGUUCUUCAUACGGACUCUCUGAUCAAUUGGCCCCAAAAAUAUCCAACCCAAAAGUUGAAUCAGCCAAGAUGCCAGAUGAUUUGGAACAAAAUUCUCCAAUCAGUAAUUCAGGAGUUCAAGAUGAAAAUGAGCCCGUCGCCAAAGAAUGGGAUGUAGGAAAUGCAAAUGAUCAGACAACUCAUACCUUUUCUGCUUCUGGGAGUAGCAUUGUAAAAGAACCAAGAACUGUGGUGCAGACAGUAAGUGAAAUUGAUCUUGUGGAUGAUGGAUAUAGGUGGAGGAAAUAUGGACAGAAAGUAAUGAAGGGGAAUUUUCUUCCAAGGGCCUACUACAAAUGCACGUAUACAGGUUGUCCGGUGAGGAAACAUGUGGAGCGAUCACCGCAUGACUCAAGGUCCGUGAUCACCACAUAUGAAGGGAAACACAACCACGAUGUUCCUGCAGCACGCUAUAGUGACAUUUAUAGUGCUCCAAAAGAAAGUGCUUCCGAAUACCAAUCUCAAUCUUUACUAGGCGGAUUAGAUGUAUUAGACGUGCAUGCAACAGAGGAUGCCAUAAAAAAGACACUGGUUGAAUCAGAGCAAGAGUUGCUAAAUGAAGGGAAUGUUGUGGUACAAGAUCAGAUUGCAAUUAAAGGUUAUUGUGAAGGGAUUGAACCUCCGUUGUUUGCAGUUGGAUUGGAUGGACAGGGACCAAUGGAUGUGAAGGAGACGUCUGAUUCAACAGUAUGGAGACACUGAAGCGCCAAGGACGGCACUCAUCUUGUUUCAACAAAUUCUCAAGAAAGGCGACUUUAUCAACAGAGAUAACGGGAGUUAAGUCUGGAAUAGCUGAAAUGAUACCCAGGUUAGACCUAAAAGAUGUUCUCAUGCGUGCAGUAGCCUUAGAUGGUCUACCCUCGGCAACAAUUUUAGUUGAAGCUUUGGAGAAAAUGGUGUCGGUCUCUGGGGAGCCAAUGCAAAGAUUGGGUGCGUACAUGUUGGAAGGUCUUAGAUAAAGCAAAUUAAUUAUAUAUAUCAUUAAAAAUGAGUGUCUAUUUAGACUUAAACUUAUAUUUGUAUUGAAAAUUUGGGUUUAUUAUUUUAA